CUUUACAAAAUGCCCCCCUGGAAAAUCCUGAAUCAACCCCUGGAGUCAAUAAAAAUAAAAAUUUUCGCUUUCGCUCGCUAUGUUUACUUUUUUUAGUGAGGCAGGUAUACGUACCAAGAUUACAAAAAUUCGCUUAUCCUUUAUGAUGGCACAGUCCUUAAAAUGUCUCUUUAGGUCAGUAUGUCUGGCUAUUGAUUGAGCGCGCGCUCACUAAUCAUUUGACUCCACAUAAUUUGCCGGCGCCCCCCCCCCCCCAUGCCGUGACCCACUGUGGCACUGAUGAGAGUCCCGUGUCAAAGGCUGGUGGGAAUUCCCCGAGUUACAAAAGAUAUACGGACAAACAUCACACAAAUUUUUGUACACGUCAUGAUUUAUGCACCACUUAUACCACGUAGAUCUAUACUGCAAGUGGAAAGUAAACAAGUGCAGAUGAUUCCUGAUUAAAACAUCGCCAAUUUCAUCUGACAAUAUUUAAAAGCAGAAUUCUUCCAAUCAUGGCUGACACAUUAAUGGAGACCAUUUCUCAGAGUCUGGAGUGUCCUGUAUGCCUGAGUAUCUUUACUAAUCCCAAGAGCCUGUCUUGUUCUCACACCUACUGCAAGGGCUGCCUGAAGAACCUUUUCGAGUGCAGUGACAAUGACCAGGCCAUCCGUUGUCCUGUAUGCAGAGCAGAGACCCAGGUUCAUAACGGAGAUAUCGGACAACUCCAGACAAAUCAUGGCUUGAAGAAUCUCAUAGACGACCUCAAGAAUCGACUUCCGGUUUGUACGAACUGUAAAUCCGAGGACCAGCCCAAUACUGUUGUCUACUGCCAAGAGUGUGGAAAGUACCUCUGUGUCACAUGUCAGGAUACGCAUUCUCAAUGGGAAGACUUCAUAAGUCAUACAAUCACAUCCGUGAGUGAGAUCUCAUCAGGAAAGAUUACAGAUCGAAGAUACCGGAAGUGCAGAAAACAUCCAAAAGAAUACGAGGAGUGCUUUUGUCGUAGCUGUAGGAGAUUUGCAUGCUUCAGGUGUGUUGUCAUGGAGCAUAAAGACGAAGGACAUAUGAUCACUGGGGGAAAUGAUUAUGAAAGCCAGCACAUGAAGGUCAUCGAGGAUCUCAAAGCAACGGUUGAGAAAAAACGCUCUUGCUUCCAGGAGUAUGUUGAUUUCAUAGAGGAAAAGAAGGAAAUUGUGAGUAAUACCCAAAAGCAGUGCACGGAUGAAAUCAACAAAACGUACGAAGAAAUGGUCUUAAUGCUGCAACAGAAAAGAGGAAUCCUCGUUGCUGAAGUCAAGGAUAAGGCUGACGGCGUAGAGAAAGGACUGGACAAAUUGAAGAAUUCGGCUCAGAAGCACAUCAUUCGUUUGACCACUAUAGGUGAAAUCAUGACCACUAGGACAAAUUUGCCGUUAGACAGGGACACUCUGGCUGCCCAUGACACGCUUUGUGAAGUCUUGGAUGAGGCCUUGAAGAAAAAAGAUCCUGACUACGAGCUCAUCAGAAAAUUAAGCAAAAAAGGAGAAGGCAUAACAUAUGAGAGAAAGAUGGGAAAAGACGAAAUAAAUCUAGGGACGAUCGUUGAUUCAUCACUUGUAAAGAAUGUUGUUGCCUUGCGAAAUAAGAAAAGCAUGGUUGGCAUGGCUAUUUCACUGCUUAUCAUCACAUAUGUAGUCUUUUUAGUAUUGCCUCCUACCUUAGCUUGCAUAGUUCUCUCUAUUCUAUUUACUUUGUAUUGGAAAUGGCAUUAGAAAGAACACUAUCGGGCGAUCGUUAACUCACCAGCACUUGCAUGGAAUGUAGUCUUUCAAAAGAAGAAGUUCGAAUGAUUAACAUAAUUAUAGUCGUUUUCUUGCUUUUCUAUCAUCAUGCCAAAUGGUAUUUGGUUAUUCUACUUUUGCCACAAACCAGUGGCGUACAGAUGGGGAGCGCUUUGGGG
Lytechinus variegatus (green sea urchin) is the source of this 1921-nucleotide messenger RNA. Its product is annotated as E3 ubiquitin-protein ligase TRIM56-like. The transcript has 2 exons. Gene Ontology annotation, biological process: positive regulation of DNA-templated transcription. Gene Ontology annotation, molecular function: zinc ion binding; ubiquitin-protein transferase activity. Gene Ontology annotation, cellular component: chromatin; nucleoplasm. The coding region runs from base 495 to 1733 and encodes 412 amino acids. Lineage: Eukaryota; Metazoa; Echinodermata; Echinoidea; Temnopleuroida; Toxopneustidae. The record is from RefSeq and is a predicted model, not a curated record.